AUGUCGGGUAGUCUACUGGAUGAUGAAAAUAUCAACAAAGCACUCGACUCAACUGUCAAAAAUAUAUUAGGAGAAAUGAAUGUGAUGUUGGAGCGGGUGAAACAAAUAUCAGCACAAUGUUUGGAUACAACUCUGCGAAUCGACACAAUUUCAAUUGAUGUUGGAAAUCUGAAAAAUGAGAAAGCAGUUGUUCAUAAAAUCGUGCGAACUAUAGAACCAGCAGAGGAAUCUCCAAGCAAAAAUAAAAGAGAUAUUCUUGAUAUGUAUGCAGAAAAGGUGAGAUUUUAAUUUUAAUUUUAAAAAAGUUUUCACGAUGACCUGCGACGAAAAUGAGUUGAAUUUUUCUAGAUAAAAGCAAUCAAUACGUCUUCACGGCAUCGAUAUGUUCAUCAAAUUGCUUUAGCUUCAAACUACACACCAAGAACAGAAAUGCUUAUCGAUCCAGAUAUUGAACCAUGUAGUUCACAGAUCUCGACAAAAACCGAUAAAAUUAUUGAGAAAAUUGAUCCAAUUGUGAAAAAAGAAGAGAAAGAAGAUUUCAACACAUCGAUUAACGGUCAUCAUGAAUCUGAAAGCAGCAAAGUUCCAGGUAAUUUAAUUUUUUGAGUUUUGAAAACAAUAUCAAAUCCAGAAUUGAAAACACCACAACAACUUGCUCCACCCAAAAAGCCAAUCUUUGACAGCGAAUCUGAGGAAGAAGAAAACGGUUUCAUCGAUAAAACAGUCACAAAACCUGCAGUUUUAGAAGUGGCUGCUGAAUCAAAACCAGAAAUUAAGCAGAAUGGAAUGUUAGGUGAGAUUUUUAAAAUUAUUUGGAAUUUAUAAACAAAUAAGAUAAUGAUCGGAGAACGUUUUCAAAUAGAAAAAUACUUUUUCAUUGCAAAGUAUUACAGAUAUUCAAAAAGAACUUGCCGCCAAGUUUGCUUCAAAAACUCCACAAGUCACUCAAAGCUUGAUCUCAGAAAAUGAAUCAAAAGCAGAACCACCAAUCGAUCAAAAAUUGCCGAUUCCAUCAUCUGUUCCUGCUCCACCUCCAAUGACAUCUCCGUUACUAAAACCACAAUCGGAGCCAGAAUCUGUGAAUGAACCUGAAAAAAUUGCCGUAUCAGUUCCGGAAGUGAAGACAAAUGGAAUAGCUGGUUAGUUAUUUGAUUUUAAAUGAUUUUAAAUGAACCUUCUUGUUCAGAUUUCAAAAAAGAGCUUGCUGCUAAACUUGCAACUCCAAAAAUACCACAGCCAACAACAGCAAAAUCAUUGUUUUCGGAUAGUGAAUCUGAAGAAACACCGCCACAAAAACCCACCCAAGUUGCUGCAAAACCGGUACAGAAAUCUGAAGUCAAAACAAAUGGAGCUGCUAAACCAGAAAACGUCAAGAAUUCUAUCGAAAAAGAAGUUCAAAUCCCUGUAAAUAAUACAAAACCAACAUCAUUAUCGAACAACAAAAAAGUCGUGACAAAACCGGUUCAGAAGAAGUUCAGCUUGUUGGAUGAUUCAGAUUCUGAUGAAGAUUUGUUUAAUAAAUCUGCAAUUGUUAAAAAGCCUACAAAUCUGCAAUCAUCAAAAAAGCAGCCACCCGUCGAAGUCAAGAAACGUGAGUUCUGUGAAAAGCUACUUUAAAUUAUUAAGUUCAUAAAUUUUCUCAUUCCAGCACCAACUGUUGCACCAUCUUCUGCUUCUACUUACAACAAACCCAUGAAAUCUCUCCUCGAUUCUGAUUCUGAUGAAGAUUCCGAUUCACUUUUCAAGGCCAAAAAGAUUGUCAAUACUCCUGCAAAAUCAAUUCUCGAAUCUGAUGACGACUCAAUUUUUGAGAAGAAAUCACUUUCAUCAAAGGCUGUCGAUAAGAAAACUUCAGAUGUAGCAAAAGAUCUGAAGAAAACUGAAAUUGAAAAACCAUCAGAGAUUAAGAAGAUCGAUAACCAGAAAGCAGUAGAGCCUAAAAAGGUUGGUGACAUUAAUAUGAACAAUAUUUCUGAAGAUGUUCAAAUGUUACAGGGUGCUUCAAAAUCGAUAUUUUUCGAAUCAGAUGAUUCCGAUGAUGAAUUAUUCAAAGUCAAGACAAAGAAAGUGAUUACAGAGAAGCCGGCAACUUCUUCAAUUCAAAAAACAUCUGUUGCUUCGCCGAAUUUGUCAAAUUCCAAAAACCAACAAGAAAUUCCUAUAACUUCCGGAAAAUUGCAGAAUGGUGGUGAACCAAAAGAAAUUUCAAGUUCUUUGAAAGAUUCGGAAUCAUCGACAGUCGAAAUUCCACCAAGUUUGGAAAAAUCUGCAACUCCUGAAAGUUUGGGGAAAAUCGAAAAAUCAGAUUUCACGUCCAAUUUGAAUGCAUUACUUGCCAAAAAACCAGGAAGCAUCCCAAAAACUGAAUCGUCUCCAACAACUUCAGAGACUUCUCAAGAUAGUUUUAGUUCUAUUUUGAAGGUAAGGUGUUUGCGAUUUCAUCUGUUUUAUAUAAUUAUUUAUAUUUCGUAAAAGUUCCAUUUGAAUAAUCGAAACUUGGUUUACAGUCAAAACCGAAAGGACCAAAUCGACGACCAAGAACAACUUCCACACACAACAAAACUCAGGAUCAAUCCCAAAUUCAAAAUCUUGCCACAUCUUCCGAAAUCCCUGCAGAAGAACCAUUUUUCGACCCAUUAUCAUAG
Caenorhabditis angaria is the source of this 2645-nucleotide messenger RNA. The record is from the annotation of a GenBank genome assembly. NCBI's taxonomy places the organism in Eukaryota, Metazoa, Nematoda, Chromadorea, Rhabditida, Rhabditidae.